This is a messenger RNA of Papilio polytes (common Mormon), 2679 nucleotides long. RefSeq names its product dual oxidase maturation factor 2 (gene mol). The transcript is spliced from 11 exons. Bases 315 to 1625 code for a protein of 436 amino acids. Gene Ontology annotation, cellular component: endoplasmic reticulum membrane. The record is from RefSeq and is a predicted model, not a curated record. Lineage: Eukaryota; Metazoa; Arthropoda; Insecta; Lepidoptera; Papilionidae. Gene Ontology annotation, biological process: protein transport.
GCGACCGCCGCGCUCUCUGCCGGCGACCUCCGCAUUCCCUAACUAACGUUUCCUUGUGAUUGUGUUGUGUUGUGACCAUUAGCCCUAUAAGUCAAGGGCUUCAUUAUAAUCGCUGCAGGCUACAAUCAACAGAACGUGAAGAAAGAAAGGCAGUGUUUUAAAUAGUGAUUUGGAUAGUAUAUUGUUAUUAAUUACGUAUAAAACGAUGAGUGUGCGAUGUGAAAUGAACAGUGAAAAACGUCCGCUUUAACGAAGCGCGUGGAAAUGAAAAGAGAAAAGUACAAGAAAACCGCGGAAAUCCGGCUGGGCGAGAGAUGAAGGGGUGGUUCGAUGCUUUCCGUGAGGAAGGCGGACCGACCCUGUACGCGUACCAUAACCGCACGGCGGUGGCGGCAGAUGUGCCCGCUCUUGCUCUCCUCAUCGCCGCGCUCACGCUGUACCUCGCCUUCCUCGCCGUAUUCCCCGGUAUCAGGAAAGAGAGAUUUUCCACAUUCACAAUAGUCACGCUCAGCUUAUUUGUAGGCACCGUCAUUCUUGUGUGCAAACACGGCUCGUCGUGGCACGUGGCUGGGGCUCGCGUGGCACGCGCCGCCUACCGUGCCUUCUCCACGGAGCGUCUCGACUGCUGGCUCGCCAUACAUGUCGGCCUGGGACACGUUAAUGUAACCCUCAAUGCACUAUCAUGGGGUAAUACCACAACUGGGGACCCAGGUGUGGACUAUAACGAACAGUUCCGGUGGGAGGAAGCCGGGGCCAUCCAGGAAUGGUAUCGUAAGGGGCUGGUGCGUGGCCUGCCAUACCCCUUGCUCUCAGUAGCAGAGCACUUCGCAGCUGAGCACGAUGGGUUCGAGUGGGGUGCAAAGUAUCGUGCCGCCGGGUAUACAACAUCGACCCUACUUUGGACGGCGUUGGCGCUGUGGUUGCUGAUGAACCUACUGCUGGUGGUGGUGCCGAGGUACGGGGCGUACGCUAUGACGUCGGUGGGCGUAACGCUAUGCGCCGCUGCAGGCGGUUACUGGGCGUGCCUGCCACAUGUUCCUCUCGUCGUUAGACUCGAUGGCUCCAUGCUGUUUUUCUCACUCGGAUGGUGUUUCUACCUAGUUCUCAUUGCAGGCUGUUUAUGUUUGGUGGUGGGUCUGGUGAUAGCGACCCUGGACCUGGUGUGGCCGCACCGGUUCUCCACGGUGUUGGAGGUCGACUAUGACACGCCGUACGACCGGCACGUGCUUAUAGUCGACAGCCGGCAGCGCGCGCGACCACAGCCGCAACCCUCCUUGCCCAGUAGAAUACUUAGGAGGCUAUCAUCAAAAACACGUGACUCUGAGCGUCAGGUGUCGAUGUCGAUAGUAAAUGAGAACGGCGAGCGCGGACGAGGGCUGGGGCGCGACAACCCCGGCUACCAACACGAGCGCAAGCCCAACUCGCCCUGGCGGUACCCACUAUUCAGGAGGCAAAUCGACAGGGUCGACUCCGCGUCAAGUUUAGGUUCAAGUAUUAACGGUAAUAGUUCCGGAAUCAAGAUGUCACCACUUCCGGGCAGCCCGCCUGCUCCUUCCCUUCCAAUAUCUCCUCACAGGUAUCGACCGCAACUGCCGGCUACAGAACGGGUCAAAGACAUGUGGUGAUAUAGACAAUGAAAAAUUUAGUAUUAAAUUGACGUUGAAACAAGUUUUUCUGAUCGACCUCGUGAUGAACUAUUGUAAAUAUGUAAAUUAUUAGUUGAUAUUUUAAAUUGUAAUGCGCGUAUCCAGUAUCAUAGCGCGACGGUGAUUCGUUUGAACUAGCGAUUUUUAUGUAAAUUUUAUAAAUAGUGAAUUUAUAAUAGACAUCGACACAGACAGUGAAUGCUUUGUGCCAUGCAUUAUACAGAAUAAUAUUGACUUGGGUCAUUGUAAAAUAAUACACCCUGUACUUAUAGUUCUUCUACUUUACUUAUUUGUAAUCAGCUUUAUUUUUAUUGACCGUCUUCAGUUUGGAGAUACACAAUCAUACACAGAUGUUAUCUAAUAAUUGAUUUUGAGCCUUACUGAAGUUACGACUAAAAUGUUUUUUAAUGUUUUUUGCUUGCAUUUAGCACAGUUUAUUUUAUAAAAUGCUUCAUGAUUUAUAUUGUUGCAAAUAAUGUCAUUAACCUAUUUUCAACAUUAUAAAUAUCCUUAUCGUCCAGGUAAAAUAUCUACCUAUAGUUUUAUUAAGAAACAAUACGCUACCUGAGAAAAUUUAGGUGAAUUUACACUGAAGUCAAUUAGAAUAUUAAUUAGAUAAGUUAUUUAUUAUUUCUAUACAAACGCAUGUAACGUUUUUAAAUCGUAAUUCGACAAUCAUUGAAAGGACUUUGGCUAAACAAACUUAACGACGAAUAGACUAUGGAAGAAAAUUUCUAUUUUUAUGAAAAUGAAAUGUUAUUGAUUAUUUGGCACAUUGAAUAUUUAAAACAUCCAGAUUUCAAUUUAAAAAUAUUUACACGAACCCGUACAUGCGGUACGGAUAUUAUAUCAUAGAAUAUUCGUAACAUGUGAUGUAAAAUUGCGAAUAUAUUUAUUUGUAAAAUAUUUGUAAACCUUCUUCCAUGUUGUAAAAACAACAAUGAAUUUGUACUUAUGUAUUGGUAGUUUAAUUGUAAAAAGUGAGAAUAGGUCGAGGUUAUUUAUUGUGAUCGAAUAGAAACAAAAUUUAAAG